Molecule: messenger RNA, 924 nt
Organism: Sphaeroforma arctica JP610
Lineage: Eukaryota; Ichthyosporea; Ichthyophonida
Exons: 3
Coding region: 1-924 (307 amino acids)
Source: RefSeq, a predicted model, not a curated record
AUGAACGCCAUCACCAGGCAGAUAAGCGUGGAGCGGCAGAUUGCGGGAGCCGCGGAUCGCAUUGGCAGUAGCAGCGGCGCGAGCAAGAAGAUUGGUAGCAGCAGCGGCAGGAGCCAGGCCAAGAAGUACAAAGAAACCAUCAUGGCCAGGAUAAAAGAGCUAGAUAGUACUCUGAAUACUCUGCGCGAGACUCAGGGAGUAUGCUCGCAGCGGUACAGUCUGCACUUGGUGUCGUACGCGUGUCAUAAUGCCACAGAUCACACGAGCGUGGGCUCUGUGGAGGGGUUGACUACCGGCACAACGGUUGGCAAUGGGGCUGUGGGUGUGCCAGGGCAAGGGAAGGCACGCCCGAGCCCUAAUGACGGGGAUGUGGAGAGUGAGGCUUUUGGUCAGAACUCGGGGCUGUCUGUACGCACGGUGUUCUUCCCCACACAGAUGGCCCGAGACGAAGUGCUGGAGCAGCUACUACCGGCAGUAACUCGGCAGAGUAUGUGUACAAUGGAGAGCCUGAACCAGUACUUGAACCAGGCCGAGGAACGGGAUACGGGUAAUGAGGCACCGCAUACACCCGAGUUCAUGAGUGCUGUAAGCAGGCUGAGCUGGCUAGAUGUGGAUGAUACCGCCAAGAGGGGUAUAUACAGCUUUACCAAGAAGGGCUCCAAGCGUAUGGUGCGUCGAGACUAUGUGAUCUGCUGCCAACGGCCCAGCGAACCUCCAGACGCUUCGUUGUCGAUGUCUUCGUUCGACACCAACAGCCAAUGGGGUGCAUCUUGGUCCUCAUUAGCUGAGCCUAGUCUGAUCACGCUGGGAAAGCCCUCGCCGUUGAUAGUCAAGCGCGGGUCUAUGUCCUCGGCCACGUCAAUGCUGCUUCACCAUAAGCAAAGCGCCAUCAUUGAUAGUCCAUCGUUGGGUCUAUAUCAUUGA